Messenger RNA from Lagopus leucura (white-tailed ptarmigan), 6976 nucleotides. Its product is annotated as low-density lipoprotein receptor-related protein 1-like. Lineage: Eukaryota; Metazoa; Chordata; Aves; Galliformes; Phasianidae. The record is from RefSeq and is a predicted model, not a curated record. The annotation marks the transcript as partial. The transcript has 43 exons. Gene Ontology annotation, molecular function: protein binding; calcium ion binding.
AUGCCGGAAACUGAUCUUCUUUAUUAUGGUUAUUUCUUUUCUCAUCCAGCACCGAAGACUUGUAGCCCCAAACAGUUUGCAUGCAAAGAUCAGAUUACGUGCAUAUCUAAGGGCUGGCGAUGUGACGGGGAAAAGGAUUGUCCCGAUGGCUCGGACGAAUCGCCCGAUAUAUGCCCUCAGAGCAAAGUGUCGCGGUGCCAACCCAACGAGCACAACUGCCUGGGCACCGAGCUGUGCAUCCACAUGAGCAAACUGUGCAACGGGCUCCACGACUGCUUCGACGGCUCGGAUGAGGGGCCUCACUGCAGGGAGCAAUUGGCCAACUGCACGGCAUUGGGCUGCCAGCACCACUGUGUGCCCACGCUGAGCGGCCCUGCCUGCUACUGCAACAACUCCUUCCAGCUGGCUGAGGACAGGAGGAGCUGCAAAGACUUUGAUGAGUGCACUGUGUAUGGCACCUGCAGCCAGACCUGCACCAACACCGAGGGCUCCUACACGUGCAGCUGCGUCGAAGGAUACCUCCUGCAGCCCGACAACAGAUCCUGCAAAGCCAAGAAUGAGCCCGUGGAUCGCCCCCCCGUGCUGCUCAUUGCCAACUCCCAGAACAUCCUGGCCACGUACCUGAGCGGAGCCCCGGUGCCCAACAUCACCCCCACCAGUGCCAAGCAGACCACGGCCAUGGACUUCAACUACAUCGAGGACACGGUGUGCUGGGUGCACGUGGGCGACAGCGCGUCCCAAACCAUCCUCAAGUGUGCCAAGAUCCCCAACCUGAAGGGCUUCGUGGAGGAGCGCUCCAUCAACAUCUCCCUCAGCCUGCACCACGUGGAGCAGAUGGCCAUCGAUUGGCUGACGGGCAACUUCUACUUUGUGGAUGACAUCGACGACCGGAUCUUUGUCUGCAACAAAAAUGGCCUCACCUGCGUCACCCUGCUGGACCUGGAGCUCUACAACCCCAAAGGGAUCGCACUGGACCCGGCCAUGGGCAAAGUGUUCUUCACGGACUACGGGCAGAUCCCCAAAGUGGAGCGCUGCGAUAUGGACGGGCAGAACCGCACCAAGCUGGUGGACAGUAAGAUUGUGUUCCCACACGGCAUCACCCUGGACCUGGUGAGCCGCCUGGUGUACUGGGCUGACGCCUACCUGGACUACAUUGAGGUGGUGGAUUACGAGGGCAAGAACCGGCACACCAUCAUCCAGGGCAUCCUGAUCGAGCACCUCUACGGCCUGACAGUCUUUGAGAACUACCUCUAUGCCACCAACUCGGACAACGCCAACGCUCAGCAGAAGACGAGCGUCAUCCGCGUCAACCGCUUCAACAGCACGGAGUACCAGGUGGUGACACGCGUGGAUAAAGGAGGAGCGCUGCACAUCUACCACCAGCGGCGGCAGCCCACAGUGAGGAGCCAUGCCUGUGAACCCGACCAGUUUGGCAAACCAGGGGGCUGCUCUGAUAUCUGCCUGCUGGGGAACAGCCAUAAGAGCCGCACGUGCCGCUGCCGCUCCGGGUUCAGCCUGGGCAGCGAUGGGAAGUCCUGCAAAAAGCCCGAGCACGAGCUGUUCCUGGUGUACGGCAAAGGGCGUCCCGGCAUCAUCCGUGGGAUGGACAUGGGGGCCAAAGUGCCGGACGAGCACAUGAUCCCCAUUGAGAACCUGAUGAACCCACGCGCUCUGGAUUUCCACGCUGAGACCGGCUUCAUCUAUUUUGCUGACACCACCAGCUACCUGAUCGGGAGGCAGAAGAUCGAUGGCACGGAGAGGGAGACCAUCCUGAAGGACGGAAUCCACAACGUGGAAGGGAUCGCCGUGGAUUGGAUGGGGAACAACCUGUACUGGACCGACGACGGCCCCAAAAAGACCAUCAGCGUGGCACGGCUGGAGAAGGCGGCUCAGACACGCAAGACGCUGAUCGAGGGGAAGAUGACGCAUCCACGAGCCAUCGUGGUGGAUCCUCUGAAUGGGUGGAUGUAUUGGACAGACUGGGAGGAGGACCCAAAGGACAGCAAGAGGGGCAAAAUCGAGCGGGCCUGGAUGGACGGCUCCAACCGCAACGUCUUCAUCACCUCCAAAACCGUCCUGUGGCCCAACGGGCUCAGCCUGGACAUCCCAGCCAAGAUCCUCUACUGGGUGGAUGCUUUUUAUGAUCGCAUUGAGAUGGUUUACCUCAAUGGCACCGAGCGCAAGAUCAUCUACGAGGGCCCGGAGCUGAACCACGCCUUCGGGCUGUGCCACUACAGCAGCUUCCUCUUCUGGACCGAGUACCGCAGCGGCAGCAUCUACCGCCUGGACCAGAGCUCCAAGGCUGUCAGCCUGCUGCGCAACGAGCGCCCGCCCAUCUUCGAGAUCCGGAUGUACGACGCUCAGCAGCAGCAAGUGGGCUCCAACAAAUGCCGAGUCAACAAUGGUGGCUGCAGCAGCCUUUGCUUGGCCACGCCGCGAGGCCGGCAGUGCGCCUGCGCUGAGGAUCAGAUCCUGGGAGCAGAUUCUGUCACCUGUGAGGCCAACCCCUCCUACAUCCCCCCUCCUCAGUGCCAGCCCGGAGAGUUCGCCUGCAAGAACAACCGCUGCAUCCAGGAGCGCUGGAAAUGCGACGGGGACAACGACUGCCUGGACAACAGCGAUGAGGCGCCCGAGCUGUGCCACCAGCACACCUGUCCCUCGGACCGCUUCAAGUGCAAGAACAACCGCUGCAUCCCCAACCGCUGGCUGUGCGAUGGUGAUAACGACUGCGGGAACAACGAGGACGAGUCCAACUCCACCUGCUCGGCCCGGACCUGCUCCCCCAACCAGUUCUCCUGCGCCAGCGGGCGCUGCAUCCCCAUCUCUUGGACGUGUGACCUGGAUGAUGACUGCGGGGACCGCUCGGACGAAUCGGCAUCGUGCGCCUACCCCACCUGCUUCCCCCUGACACAGUUCACGUGCAACAACGGCCGCUGCAUAAACAUCAACUGGCGCUGCGACAACGAAAAAGAUUGUGGGGAUGGCUCUGACGAAAAGAACUGUCCAAAACCUACCGACAAUGACUGCGGGGAUAACAGCGACGAGGCAGGCUGCAGCCACUCCUGCUCCAGCAAUCAGUUCAAAUGCAACAGCGGGCGCUGCAUCCCCGUGCAUUGGACCUGUGAUGGGGACAACGACUGCGGGGAUUACAGCGAUGAGACUCAUGCCAACUGCACCAAUCAGGCCACGCGCCCACCUGGGGGCUGCCACACCGACGAGUUCCAGUGCCGCCUGGAUGGGCUCUGCAUCCCCAUGCGCUGGCGCUGCGACGGUGACACCGACUGCAUGGACUCCAGCGACGAGAAAAACUGCGAGGGGGUGACCCACGUCUGCGACCCCAACGUCAAAUUUGGCUGCAAGGACUCGGCGCGUUGCAUCAGUAAAGCGUGGGUCUGUGAUGGGGACAGCGACUGCGAGGACAACUCGGACGAGGAGAACUGCGAGUCACUGGUGUGCAAACCGCCCUCGCACACCUGUGCCAACAACACCUCCAUCUGCCUCCCCCCAGAGAAGCUCUGCGAUGGGUCCGACGAUUGCGGGGACGGCUCCGACGAGGGCGAGCUGUGCGAUCAGUGCUCUCUGAACAAUGGUGGCUGCAGCCACAACUGCACCGUGGCCCCUGGGGAGGGCAUCGUGUGCUCCUGCCCCCUGGGCAUGGAGCUGGGAGCGGACAACAAGACCUGCCAGAUCCAGAGCUACUGCGCCAAGCAUCUCAAGUGCAGCCAGAAGUGCGAGCAGGACAAGUACAACGUCAAAUGCUCGUGCUACGAGGGCUGGAUGCUGGAGCCCGAUGGCGAGAGCUGUCGCAGCCUUGACCCUUUCAAACCGUUCAUCAUCUUCUCCAACCGCCACGAGAUCCGUCGUAUCGAUCUGCACCGCGGCGAUUACAGCGUCCUAGUGCCUGGACUGCGCAACACCAUCGCCUUGGACUUCCACCUCAACCAGAGCUCUCUGUACUGGACUGAUGUGGUGGAGGACAAGAUCUACAGGGGCAAACUGCUGGAGAAUGGGGCUCUGACCAGCUUUGAGGUGGUGAUCCAGUACGGGUUGGCCACCCCAGAGGGCCUGGCGGUGGAUUGGAUCGCCGGCAACAUCUACUGGGUGGAGAGCAACCUGGAUCAGAUCGAGGUGGCCAAGCUGGACGGCACCAUGCGCACAACGCUGCUGGCGGGGGACAUCGAGCACCCGCGGGCCAUCGCCCUGGACCCCCGCUAUGGGAUCCUUUUCUGGACGGAUUGGGAUGCCAGCCUGCCCCGUAUCGAGGCCGCCUCCAUGAGCGGUGCAGGCCGACGCACCAUCCACAAGGAGACGGGCUCUGGGGGGUGGCCCAAUGGGCUCACCGUGGACUACCUGGAGAAGCGCAUCCUCUGGAUUGACGCCAGGUCGGAUGCCAUCUACUCAGCCCUGUACGAUGGCACGGGGCACAUUGAGGUGCUGCGGGGCCACGAGUACCUCUCGCACCCCUUUGCUGUCACCCUCUAUGGGGGGGAGGUGUACUGGACCGACUGGCGCACCAACACCUUGGCCAAGGCCAAUAAAUGGACGGGGCACAAUGUGACAGUGGUGCAGAGGACCAACACGCAGCCCUUCGACCUGCAGGUGUACCACCCCUCCCGGCAGCCCCUGGCGCCCAACCCCUGCGAAGCCAAUGGAGGCAAGGGGCCGUGCUCCCACCUCUGCCUCAUCAACUAUAACCGCACGCUGUCCUGCGCCUGCCCCCACCUCAUGAAGCUGGACAAGGACAACACCACGUGUUACGAGUUCAAGAAGUUCCUGCUGUACGCACGGCAGAUGGAGAUCCGCGGCGUGGACAUCGACAACCCCUACUACAACUACAUCAUCUCCUUCACCGUCCCUGACAUCGACAACGUCACCGUGGUGGAUUACGACGCUGUGGAGCAGCGCAUCUAUUGGUCCGAUGUGCGCACGCAGACCAUCAAAAGAGCCUUCAUCAAUGGCACUGGCGUGGAGACCGUCGUGUCUGCGGACCUGCCGAACGCUCACGGCCUCUCUGUGGAUUGGGUUUCCAGAAACCUCUUCUGGACCAGCUACGACACCAACAAGAAGCAGAUCAACGUGGCGCGGCUGGAUGGCUCCUUCAAGAACGCCGUGAUCCAGGGGUUGGAUAAACCCCACUGCCUGGUGGUGCACCCCCUCCAUGGGAAGCUCUACUGGACGGAUGGGGACAACAUCAGCGUGGCCAACAUGGAUGGCAGCAACCGCACGCUUCUCUUCACCAACCAGAAGGGCCCUGUUGGUCUGGCCAUCGACUACCCUGAGAGCAAACUGUACUGGAUCAGCUCCGGCAAUGGCACCAUCAACAGAUGCAACCUGGAUGGCAGCGACUUGGAGGUGAUUGUGGCAGUGAAGAGUCAGCUGAGCAAGGCGACCGCGCUGGCCAUCAUGGGGGACAAGCUGUGGUGGGCUGACCAGGCCUCGGAGAGGAUGGGGACCUGCAACAAGAAGGACGGGACGGAGGUGACGGUGCUGCGUAACAGCACCACGUUGGUGAUGCACAUGAAGGUGUACGAUGAGAGCAUCCAGCAGGCCGGGAUAAACCCCUGCAGCGUGAACAACGGCGACUGCUCGCAGCUGUGCCUGCCCACCUCGGAGACCUCGCGUUCCUGCAUGUGCACUGCUGGCUACAGCCUGAAGAGCGGGCAGCAGUCCUGUGAAGGCGUCGGCUCCUUCCUCCUCUACUCUGUCCACGAGGGGAUCCGUGGCAUUCCUCUGGACCCCAAUGACAAAUCAGACGCCCUCGUUCCGGUGUCGGGGACCUCGCUGGCCGUGGGGAUCGACUUCCACGCAGAGAACGACACCAUCUAUUGGGUGGACAUGGGGCUGAGCACCAUCAGCCGUGCCAAGAGGGAUCAGACGUGGCGUGAGGAUGUGGUCACCAACGGCAUCGGGCGCGUGGAGGGCAUCGCCGUGGAUUGGAUCGCGGGAAACAUCUACUGGACAGAUCAGGGCUUUGAUGUCAUCGAGGUGGCCAGGCUGAACGGAUCCUUCCGCUACGUGGUCAUCUCCCAGGGGUUGGACAAACCGCGGGCCAUCACCGUGCACCCAGAGAAGGGGUAUCUGUUCUGGACGGAGUGGGGGCAGUACCCCCGCAUCGAGCGCUCGCGCCUGGAUGGGACCGAGCGGAUGGUGCUGGUGAAUGUCAGCAUCAGCUGGCCCAAUGGGAUAUCUGUCGACUACGAGGAUGGGAAGCUGUACUGGUGUGACGCACGGACAGACAAGAUUGAGCGGAUAGACCUGGAGACAGGCGAGAACCGUGAGGUGGUGCUGGCCAGCAACAACAUGGACAUGUUCUCCGUGUCAGUCUUUGAGGACUACAUCUACUGGAGUGACAGGACCCAUGCAAAUGGCUCCAUUAAGAGAGGCAGCAAAGACAACGCAACUGAGUCGGUGUCCCUGCGGACGGGCAUCGGCGUGCAGCUCAAGGACAUCAAAGUCUUCAACCGCGCGCGGCAGAAGGGCACCAACGUCUGCGCUCAGAACAACGGUGGCUGCCAGCAGCUGUGCCUGUUCCGUGGCGGGGGGCAGCGGACGUGCGCCUGUGCCCACGGGAUGCUGGCCGAGGACGGCGUCAGCUGCCGCGACUACGAUGGCUACCUGCUGUACUCGGAGCGCACCAUCCUCAAGAGCAUCCACCUGUCGGAUGAGAACAACCUCAACGCUCCCAUCAAACCCUUCGAGGAUGCUGAGCACAUGAAGAACGUCAUCGCUUUGGCCUUCGAUUACCGCUACGGCUCCAAAGGCAGCAACCGCAUCUUCUACAGCGACAUCCACUUCGGUAACAUCCAGCAGAUCAACGAUGACGGCACGGGACGCAAAACCAUUGUUGAGAACGUGGGCUCGGUGGAGGGCUUGGCGUACCACCGUGGCUGGGACACUCUGUACUGGACGAGCUACACCACCUCCACCAUCACCAGGCACACUGUGGACCAGAGCCGCCUGGGGGCCUUCGAGAGGG